This is a messenger RNA of Ochotona curzoniae (black-lipped pika), 2433 nucleotides long. It is a transcript of the gene GOT2, whose product is annotated as glutamic-oxaloacetic transaminase 2. The record is from RefSeq and is a predicted model, not a curated record. Gene Ontology annotation, molecular function: pyridoxal phosphate binding; L-aspartate:2-oxoglutarate transaminase activity. Gene Ontology annotation, biological process: biosynthetic process; L-aspartate catabolic process. NCBI's taxonomy places the organism in Eukaryota, Metazoa, Chordata, Mammalia, Lagomorpha, Ochotonidae. Gene Ontology annotation, cellular component: mitochondrion. Bases 71 to 1363 code for a protein of 430 amino acids. The transcript has 10 exons.
GUGCGCCCGCGCCUCGCCGUGUGUGCCGCCGCUCGCCCUCGGUGCUGACCUGCUGCCCCCGCUGCCCACCAUGGCCCUGCUGCACUCGGCCCGCGCCCUCUCCGCGCUGCCCGCCGCCUUCCACCCAGGCCUCGCCGCCGCAGCCUCUGCCAGAGCCAGCUCCUGGUGGGCUCAUGUGGAGAUGGGCCCCCCAGAUCCCAUCCUGGGAGUUACAGAAGCCUACAAGAGAGACACAAACAGCAAAAAGAUGAAUCUGGGCGUUGGCGCCUACCGGGAUGAUAACGGGAAGCCUUACGUGCUUCCCAGCGUGCGGAAGGCAGAGGCUCAAAUUGCUGCAAAAGGUUUGGACAAGGAAUACCUGCCCAUUGGGGGCCUGGCUGAAUUCUGUAAGGCAUCCGCGGAACUAGCCCUGGGCGAGAACAGCGAAGUGCUGAAAAGUGGCCGGUUUGUCACCGUGCAGACCAUUUCCGGAACAGGGGCCUUGAGAAUCGGAGCCAGUUUCCUGCAAAGAUUUUUUAAGUUCAGCCGUGAUGUCUUUCUGCCCAAACCAUCCUGGGGAAAUCACACCCCCAUCUUCAGGGAUGCCGGCAUGCAGCUGCAGGGCUAUCGGUACUAUGACCCCAAGACCUGCGGCUUUGACUUCACAGGUGCCAUGGAGGACAUCUCAAAAAUUCCAGAGCAAAGUGUCCUCCUCCUGCAUGCCUGUGCCCACAAUCCCACGGGCGUGGACCCUCGCCCUGAGCAGUGGAAGGAAAUCGCAGCAGUGGUGAAGAAAAAGAAUCUGUUUGCAUUCUUUGACAUGGCCUACCAAGGCUUUGCCAGUGGUGAUGGUGACAAGGACGCCUGGGCUGUCCGCCACUUCAUUGAACAGGGCAUUAACGUGUGUCUCUGCCAGUCUUACGCCAAGAACAUGGGCUUAUAUGGUGAGCGUGUCGGAGCCUUCAGUGUCAUCUGCAAGGACGCAGAGGAAGCCAAAAGGGUGGAGUCUCAGUUGAAGAUCUUGAUCCGCCCCAUGUAUUCCAACCCUCCUCUCAACGGGGCCCGGAUUGCCUCCACCAUCCUGACUACACCAGAUCUGCGAAAGCAAUGGUUGCAGGAAGUUAAGGGCAUGGCCGACCGCAUCAUCGGCAUGCGAACACAGCUGGUCUCCAAUCUCAAGAAGGAGGGCUCCUCCCACAACUGGCAGCACAUCACUGACCAGAUUGGCAUGUUUUGUUUCACAGGUCUGAAGCCUGAGCAGGUGGAGCGGCUGACCAAGGAGUUCUCCAUCUACAUGACAAAGGAUGGGCGUAUCUCAGUGGCUGGAGUCACCUCUGGUAAUGUGGAUUACCUCGCCCACGCCAUUCACCAGGUCACCAAGUAACUUCCCCAGUGCCAGGAGACAGAGACAACCUUUCCGUGCUCAACCUCUGCCUCUGUGAGAUUCGCACCAAGGGAGGGUGGAUGGUGGUGGUGGUGGAUCAUUUCAACCGCACAGCGCAGCACUCAACGAUGGAUUGUGUCUCAGAAAAGAACAUGCAGUGAAAUAGUGCAGAGGUACCUGUGGCUGGUGGCUGGUGGCUGGAACUUUGUGGCUUUAAAACCAAACUUUUCUCUCUGUCCUUUUGUCUUCAGCUUUUCCAAGAGUUUACAUGUGCAGGAAAGUCAUAACACCAAAAAAAAAAAAAAACCAAAAACCCUGUCAGUCAUGCCAUUGCCACGUCUGAGCAGCUUUAAGUGAAGCAGUGUGCUGUGCUAGGGGCUGUUCUGGAGCCAGCUUCAGAGCCAGCACUUCAUAGAGGCUUUGCGAGAGCUACUUAGUCACAGUCAGUCAGGUGGCCUCAUGGUUGUCCCCCCGUGAUGGAGCAAACCAUCAACAGGCCGAUUACAAGAAUUGUGCUUUGUGGAAACCAGUGAGUCCGCUACCACUGCAGCAAGAAAAAUAAACCAUACUGUUUCUUGUCUAAUUUAAGAAAAAGAACACUCUUUCUCCUCCCUAUCACUGCUGUUCUGUUCUUUAGUCAAAAAGCCCUGUAACUAGCCUAGAUUUCCAUUCUGUUCUACUGAUUAAUUGACCACCAGACCCAUCCGAUCAGGGUUUAUUUAAGAAGAAAGAACAUCACCUGGGUUUAUUUAAGAAGGAAGCACGGUGGUGAGUUAGGGAAGCGCUUUGACUUCCGCGUCCUCUUCAGUGAUUGUGACAUUGCCUCCUCUGGGGAUGCCGCCUCUGCCGACUGGACCUCUUCCCUUCACUGCUUGUGCUCAUGCGGUCCCUCGUCCGACAGCGCGAGCUGGGCGGUGCGUAGUAGCACAGGGAAGGGGAUGUUCUGGACUUGCUGUGCUGCGAGACGAGCGCAGACCUGACCCUCCGGAAAGCUCACCACCAUCCACUCUGAGCACGUAGACUUCUCGCGGCCUGGUUUCUCUGUUACAAUAAAAUGACUGUAGAUCCAA